This is a messenger RNA of Carassius carassius (crucian carp), 1193 nucleotides long. RefSeq names its product proline-rich protein 5-like. The transcript has 9 exons. Gene Ontology annotation, cellular component: TORC2 complex. NCBI's taxonomy places the organism in Eukaryota, Metazoa, Chordata, Actinopteri, Cypriniformes, Cyprinidae. The coding region runs from base 118 to 1158 and encodes 346 amino acids. Gene Ontology annotation, biological process: TORC2 signaling. The record is from RefSeq and is a predicted model, not a curated record.
CACUUCCAUGAUCUGUCCUCUGAUCCCACGGCAGCCGCUGACGGACAGUCAGACAGGAAGUACUUUUGCUCAUGUGUUAGUAGAGUAAAGCUGAGCUGAUUCAGUUUGUUUAGAGCCAUGGAUUGGGAUUAUUAUGUGCCUUUACUAGAGCUGAAGUUGAUGAGUUCUCCCAGUCUGAGUGAUUUGGGUCGAUCAGAGAGAUCAGCGCUGGAUGAUAGGAACAACCAGCAGCACCGAGCUGGAGCCAACGCCACCUGGAACAGCAUCCAUAAUGCCGUGAUCGCCGUGUUCCAGCGCAAGGAUCUGGGAGAGAAUGAGCUCUAUGUGCUGAAUGAAGGCGUCAGGCAGCUCCUAAAGACUGAGUUGGGCUCCUUCUUCACAGAGUAUCUGCAGAAUCAGCUGCUGACGAAGGGAAUGGUGAUUUUGAGAGAUAAGAUUCACUUUUAUGAAGGUCAGAAGCUGCUGGAUUCUCUGGCAGAAACGUGGGACUACUUCUUCUGUAAUGUUCUGUCUAUGCUGCAGGCCAUCUUCUACCCCGUCCAGGGGAAGGAGCCGUCUGUCCGUCAGCUGGCUCUGCUUCACUUCAGGAACAUCAUCACUCUCAACAUAAAGCUGGACGAUGCUCUGACUCGACCGCGCGCUCGUGUGCCGCCCUCCAUCAUUCAGAUGUUGCUCAUCCUGCAGGGGGUUCACGAGUCUAAAGGUGUGAGCAGUGAUUACCUGAAGCUGGAGUCUCUGGUGCAGAAGGUGGUGUGUCCGUAUCUGGGGACGCGUGGCCUGUUCUGCGGCGAUGGCUCGGUGGCACAGAGCUCGUGUGUUCUGGAGAAGCGUCUCCUGCGCCGAUGGCCGCGCUCCAGCGACUCGCACGCCAAGAACCUCGUGGUGCGCUCCAAGAGCUACAACAUCCCUGUGCUGACGCCGCUGGAGGAGCACGACCCCGAGAGCAGCGCUGCGGUCAGACGUCACUCCGUGUGUCAGAUGACGUCCUGCGCAGAAGAGCCAGACGUCUGUGAGGAUCCGUCUCCUCCCGUCUGCCCCGAGACCAUCGUGGACCAGAUCCUGGAGUCUCUGGACUCGGACACCGAGGGAAUCUUCAUCGACUUCCGCCGGCAGCGUUCCAGCUCUGACUUCAGCCGGGAGAGCCAGAGCGCAGUGUGACCUUUGACCUGGAGACGCAGGUGGCUGCAGAGUUU